UGCAUUUUAAGGAAUUCAGUUCCUGUGUAUGUUUAGCAGUCGUUAUGCAAACGGUUGUUAGGACAUAUAGCACGCUGCCGGAAGAAGCUGUUGGACAGACAUGGGUGUUAAACAGAGAAUUCUGGAUACUCCACUGUUUUUAAAAAUUUCCUGUGUCUUGAUAAUUGCAGCGUUUGUAAUCAAUCUCGUUGCUUUUUCUGCUCCGUAUUGGUUUGAGUCUGAUACUUAUCAUGAAGGAUUGUGGUCAAUUUGUAGCGGCACGGACUGCACAGACUAUACGUUGGAUAAUCUCUCCAGAUGGUUCGAAGCAACUAGGACAUUUGCUGUGUUCGGUUUCCUGGGGUCCCUGACAACUAUUGUCCUUCUUGUCCUAUAUAUCUUCGUAGAAAAGCUUAGUCUUUAUUUCAUUUACAUAGCAGCUGUGGUUUCCUGCUUCGUGACAGCUGGCUUCAUCUUUCUGUCUGUGUUGAUCUAUGCGGCCUUCCUGGACAAUCUUUCCUGGAACUGGGCGUUCUGUAUUGUAUCUUUUCUGCUUUACGCUGUCGCCGGUGUCCUUCUCAUUAUCAACUUCCUCAGAAAGGACGGGAAAGUGUUCAGCAAAUGAAACGUUAUCAUGUAGUAGAUUUCCAAUUUUAUUUCUUCUUAAUUCUUGCUACAUAAAGUAGCAAUAGGGCCUUGAUGACGACAGAUCAUGCAUACAAUGAUAAGAUCAUGUAGUGAUUGAUUGAUUGUGUAUCUUGAUUUAAAAAAACCCCAACAACUUUAUUUGCUGUAAUUGAUGGAUUUGUUAGUACGAAAUAAAUUAAAAUUAAAAUAAAAGCUUUGAUAAGGUUCUAAGUAUAGAAAUGUAA
This is a messenger RNA of Magallana angulata, 851 nucleotides long. RefSeq lists its product as uncharacterized. The transcript is spliced from 3 exons. The record is from RefSeq and is a predicted model, not a curated record. Lineage: Eukaryota; Metazoa; Mollusca; Bivalvia; Ostreida; Ostreidae. Bases 101 to 604 code for a protein of 167 amino acids.